Hydatigera taeniaeformis is the source of this 624-nucleotide messenger RNA. The record is from the annotation of a GenBank genome assembly. NCBI's taxonomy places the organism in Eukaryota, Metazoa, Platyhelminthes, Cestoda, Cyclophyllidea, Taeniidae.
GUUUUACGACAUUCCGAGGUGGAGGAGGCUCUCCAAGCUUUUCUUCACACUGUGCUACUUCACCGAACAUUCCCAACUCUCAGUUUUAGAGACGGAGCUGUCAGUUAUACAUCCUACAUAGGAAUCGAAGACGUUGACUGUAAAACUAUUGAUCUGACUUACAUUAAGGUGGCUUCAGACCCACUGCAUGAACGUAUCGCCAAUCAAGUUGCGGUUUUCGCAAGAGCUCUCCAUGAGGAGCUCGAAAAUAGAUACGCAAAACCACCUAGAGGUUGCAUUGCACUGACGUUUGCUGCUAACCGUAAAGGUAGUUGGGUGCUCGGGUCUGAACCGUCGGCCUGGGAACGCUGGGUUUUUAACGUUGAACUGCAGUCAACCACAUCAGGUGAUACCGAACGUCGUCCGGAACUAGCGUCCCAACUCAAAGGAGAGCUAUUAUACGUCCUUGAUUGCAUUAAUACGUCCGAAAGUUCCUUACCCGAACUGGGGAGCUCCCAAAGUGAAUGUGACACUGUCAUCGAUUUCUCCAUGCCGGAGGUUUCACCCUAUCGAUUCACCAUAACGUACUUCCCCGGAACAACGCAAGCAAAGCAAAAUAAGGCAUCAGGAGUACGUCGAUUUUAA